AUGGCCUCCAAGCGCGGACGUGGUUCUUCCGGUAACAAGCUGAGGAUGACCCUCGGUCUUCCUGUCGGUGCCGUCAUGAACUGCUGCGACAACUCCGGCGCCCGUAACCUGUACAUCAUUUCCGUCAAGGGCAUUGGUGCGCGCCUCAACCGCCUGCCCGCUGGUGGUGCCGGCGACAUGGUCAUGGCUACCGUCAAGAAGGGAAAGCCUGAACUCAGGAAGAAGGUCAUGCCCGCCGUCAUUGUCCGCCAGAGCAAGCCUUGGAGGCGAGGUGACGGUGUGUUCCUCUACUUCGAGGACAACGCCGGUGUCAUCGUCAACCCCAAGGGUGAGAUGAAGGGCUCUGCCAUCACUGGCCCCGUCGCCAAGGAGGCUGCUGAGCUGUGGCCCCGUAUCGCGUCGAACUCUGGUGUCGUCAUGUAAAGUGUCUUUUUUCUGCUUCUCCAACAUUUACGGGUCUACGGGAACGGCGAAAAUGCAUUUACAGGUGGAAGGAUUGGAAGCGGACAUUGCGCCGCAUAGCAGUGCACGGCCUUCACAAUACCAGUCAAAUGAAGAAUACGAUGAACACACCAA
Messenger RNA from Didymella exigua CBS 183.55, 576 nucleotides. Its product is annotated as ribosomal protein L14b/L23e. Lineage: Eukaryota; Fungi; Ascomycota; Dothideomycetes; Pleosporales; Didymellaceae. The record is from RefSeq and is a predicted model, not a curated record. Bases 1 to 423 code for a protein of 140 amino acids. Gene Ontology annotation, biological process: translation. The transcript has 4 exons. Gene Ontology annotation, cellular component: cytosolic large ribosomal subunit; ribosome. Gene Ontology annotation, molecular function: structural constituent of ribosome; large ribosomal subunit rRNA binding.